AUGGCUGGAAGUGCAUUGCGAAGAUUGAUUGCUGAGUAUAAACAACUGACCACCAAUCCUCCGGAUGGUAUUCUUGCUGGUCCAAUGAGUGAAGAAAACUUCUUCGAAUGGGAAGCACUUAUAACUCUGCUAUUAAAAAGUUUUCCUUCUAGUGGACCAAGUGGCACACCAUUUGAAUUUGGUGUAUUUGUAGCAAGAUUAGCGUUUCCUACAGAUUAUCCAUUAUCUCCGCCAAAAAUGCGUUUUACUAGCGAAUUAUUUCAUCCAAACAUCUAUGCUGACGGUCGUGUUUGUAUUUCUAUAUUGCAUUCACCUGGCGAAGAUCCAAUGGGUUAUGAAACAAGUGCUGAACGUUGGAGUCCUGUGCAAAGUAUCGAGAAAAUAUUGUUAUCAGUCGUAUCGUUAUUAGCAGGUUAG
Didymodactylos carnosus is the source of this 417-nucleotide messenger RNA. The record is from the annotation of a GenBank genome assembly. NCBI's taxonomy places the organism in Eukaryota, Metazoa, Rotifera, Eurotatoria, Philodinida, Philodinidae.